AUUCGAACUGAGGCAAGGUUGCUAUCAUAUAUUGAAAUGUUUUAACAUCAUUGGAAUGUGCUGUUUGCCAUGGACUUGUUAAGGGAACUUAAAGUGGCACUUUGGAAGAGCCCAAGAAACUUGUUCCUGCUUCGGUUGCUCAGGAGGUCAAAGGCUUGCGUAUGUGGUCAUGGAGAAGGAUAUCUCCACAUCAGGUGACCUUCAGAAAGAUUUACGAGCCAUAUGUGGGGUCAUAAAGAAGUGGAUAACCUGCUUUCCGCGCGCAGCUCUCUCCAGUUUUAAUUGAUUUUGGGGCACGCCGACCGGGCCUGUUUUCCCAUUUAAAAACAAAAAAAAAAAACGAUGGCUAUUUCUGCGAAAAUCAGCUUCACUGUGAGGAGUAUUUUGGAUUUGCCAGAGCAUGACGCCGACGCAGAACCUCAGCGCUCUCCAAGGCUCACGCGCUCCACCGGCAGCUACUCCUCCUGGCUGGAGAGCGACCCGGGCCACUGCUUGUCCUCUGAUGAGAGUUGCCCGGAGACAUUACCAGAUUCCACCAAGAAAUCCGAGCUUUCUUCCGAAUGUGAGGCAGAGGAGAAGAGGAAGAAGCGUCGCGUGUUGUUUUCCAAGGCCCAAACCUUCGAACUCGAGAGACGCUUCAGACAACAGCGCUACCUGUCUGCGCCGGAACGAGAGCAUCUCGCGCACCUCCUCAGCCUUACCCCAACGCAGGUGAAGAUCUGGUUUCAGAACCACAGGUACAAAAUGAAGAGAGCUCGGACGGAGGGAUCCCCAGACAUCAAUCAGCCCCCCAUGGUGCGCAGAGUCGUGGUGCCCAUUUUGGUUCGAGACGGCAAGCCAUACACCUGCAUUAUCGACCCAGACAAGACAGGCUGUAGCAUCCCGUUGGUAGCGACCGCAGCAUCAUUCAGCAACCACGGGUACCAGUCUUUUCAGCAGUCGCCACUUGCACUGUUUCCCAGAUAUCAGCACUUAACCACCCCGGUGGCCUCCAGACAGCACUGGGCUUGGUGAAACUGAAUUUGAGAACAUUUGAGCGUGGUGCGCACACUACGGACUAUUCAAAAACUAUUCGAAACGAAGCUUCAAGAACCAGUGCGUGGCUCGACACAAGACCCUUCUUCUUUUUGUGACCUUGCUCACGUGUUUUUGGCAACUUAAUGAAAAAAUGUGAAAAUCUAAGCUCCUUGGUUUGCUGGAUGAGAACUAUUUUGCACAUGCUUUAUUAAUAUUUUGACCAGAAGGAGACAAUAUUCUUGACUUUCGUAACUCGUCAGCCCUUACCUAACUUUAUAUAUUUUAAUGUGAAAUGUGACUGGUCGGAUAUUUUUAAAGAGAUUUUUUUAACGUUUAUGUGCUUGCACAGAAUAUCAUAUUUCUUAUAAUUCCGCAUCACUGUAUUUGUGUCAGAAACAAAAGUAGGCUACCGAAAGUAUGAACGUAUGAAGCAAGCCACUGAUUUUUUUACACUUGACAUAUUUCGUAACCUAUAUUUGCAGUAUUCUUACUAUAUAAAACCAGACGCCCGGUAUUUUAAAAAAGCAUUUUGAGGCAUAUAUUUGUAUCAAUGUUGUACUAUAUGAAUAAA
This is a messenger RNA of Anguilla anguilla (European eel), 1588 nucleotides long. It is a transcript of the gene nkx2-9, whose product is annotated as NK2 transcription factor related, locus 9 (Drosophila). Bases 343 to 1014 code for a protein of 223 amino acids. The transcript has 5 exons. Gene Ontology annotation, biological process: regulation of transcription by RNA polymerase II; cell differentiation. Gene Ontology annotation, cellular component: nucleus. Gene Ontology annotation, molecular function: RNA polymerase II cis-regulatory region sequence-specific DNA binding; DNA-binding transcription factor activity, RNA polymerase II-specific. The record is from RefSeq and is a predicted model, not a curated record. NCBI's taxonomy places the organism in Eukaryota, Metazoa, Chordata, Actinopteri, Anguilliformes, Anguillidae.